This is a messenger RNA of Drosophila eugracilis, 1104 nucleotides long. RefSeq names its product PAX-interacting protein 1 (gene Him). Bases 149 to 715 code for a protein of 188 amino acids. The record is from RefSeq and is a predicted model, not a curated record. The transcript is spliced from 2 exons. Lineage: Eukaryota; Metazoa; Arthropoda; Insecta; Diptera; Drosophilidae.
AGGCCAGCCAGACGGGACAGUCUUUCCUUGCAACUCGACGGGAACGUUGAUCGUGGAUAUAUAUAUAUAUAUAUUAAUAUAUAUAUCUACAUAUAUAUCGGUUUUAAAGCAGGACCCACAGUAGAGCGCAGAGCAGCCAGCAGCCUCGAUGGGCGUCAUCUAUAAGAUUUUGAAGCAGCAGCGCAGCAUGGAUCUCAGCCUGAGUUCGGCCACCAGGUGCAAGGUUCAGGCGGCCAUCAAGCAGCGACAGCAGCAGCGUCGUCUAGAGGAUCAUCUGAUCCAAGAACAGGAUCAGAAUCAAAAUCAAGAACAAGAUCAGGUUCAUCAGCUGAUGGAUAAGGAUAAGGAAGAGCUGGCUGAGCAGCAAUUACAGCAGCUUUGUAGAUUUCUGGCUGAGAAUGCGGCGAGAAAGAAGCGUCAACGUUUCAAGCUGCAAUAUCAGUGUCAAAUGGCAGCCCAUCAGGAUAACGAUCAGGAGGAUCAGGAUCAGGAGCAGGUUAAGGAGUCCUUUCCCUCACCGCCGCAUGACAUGGACCUGGAGUUCAUAGAGCAGCUUCAGCAAACCUCGCCAGCCAACAGCACUUUGAGUGUCCCAGCACCACGUGAUAGCAUCCUGCUGAAGAUACGCCACCAGAUCUUUGAGAGAAAGCGGCAGAGGCAGCGCCAGUUGGCGGAGUUAGUGCAGCAGCGGCUGGUGGUGUGGCGACCUUGGUAGGAGAAGAAGAGAGAUAGAUAGAGAGAGAGACAGAAAAAGAGAGAGAUCCAAAAACUGAGACUAGUCUAAGGAUUGUAGUUAAUAAGGAAGCUUUUCGGUAUUAUUCCUGCUGCUGUGUGAUGAUCGCGCUGCUCUUCCAUUUUCCCAAACGCCUCAAAAAAAGAAAACAAACUCUAUUUUUUUUUACCCUUACUUUAAGUUAAGAAUAAAGAUUUUUUUGGAGAAAGUACUUAAGAUUUUAGGCCUUUAGGCGCCUUGCCAAGAAAAGAAAGGGUGGUAGUUGUGUGAUUUUCUUAUGUUUUUUUUUUUUGUUUUUUCUUUAUUAUUAUUCAUUGAACUUUGACACCAAUUAAAAUUGUUCAUUCCUAAUCGAAUGCUGUUUAUGGUAA